AUGAAACCUGCCACCAGCACCACCGCGACGAGGAAAAUUUCUUCCUCGUUCGUUUUCUUCGUCUUUUUCUGCGUGACGUUCGUCUUCGGUCGGAUCGGGGCGAAGGGCGAAAUCGCCGGCUUGGGAGGCAUACAGAGAGGGUCGAAUCGCGUCGAAUACGCGGACGGCGCGUUCAACGUUCGAAGCGGAGGAAAAGGAGGGAGAGAGUUACAAAUCAACACGCACCGCGUGAAGACGAGAUCGGAGUGGCAGUUUUGGGAGCAAGUUCAGUGUCGAGAGAAGUUGUUCUUGGGGAAAGACGAAGACAAAGUCGAAGUUGGCGAACGAUUGGCGACGAUAUUUGCGAAAAUGGAGAGUUUGACCAAAGAUGUGGCGGAGUCGAACGCGGAGCUGAGAGCGGAAAACGCGGAUUUGCGAGCGGCGUUUGUCGCGCUAGAAGCAAAGGUGGAUAUUUUUUUCCAGCCGCCGAGUCCGCCGCCGCCGAGUCCGCCGAGCCCGCCGCCGAGCCCACCGAGCCCACCGCCGCCGAGCCCGCCGAGCCCGCCGCCGAGCCCGCCGAGCCCACCGCCGCCGAGUCCGCCGAGCCCGCCGCCGAGCCCACCACCUUUGCCUCCGCCCCCCGUCACUUCUAUCCCGGAUGCGAGUUGGCACGCCCUUGUCGUGGAGUGUUUGGCCGAAGCAGGGGCCGAAGUUACCGGCGAGUGCACUGAGUGGGCUUCCGGAAAUAAUUACGGGACGAUGCCGAAUUGGAAUACGAGUUUGGUGACGGAUAUGAACGGAUCGGAUGGAACUGUGCUCAGAGGCUUUGGGGGUAAAAGUACAUUCAAUGGUGACAUUACGGAAUGGGACACGUCGCAAGUGACUGAUAUGAGGUAUAUGUUUCAGUCCGCUUCUGCGUUCAACCAAGACAUUUCCUCGUGGACCGGAUCCGCAGCGACGUCAGCGCAAACUGACAUGUUUUCCGGCGCAACUGCGUUUCAAGCGAAAUUUAAGUGCACCAACGAAAUCACCGGUCCGGCGAAUUCGUGUGUAGGUCCCUCGCCAAUUCCGGAUACAAGCUGGCAUGCUUUCGUCGGGGAUUGUUUGAUUGAAUCUGACGCGAUUGGAGAGACUGGAGAAUGUAUAGUCUGGGCUCGAUCGCAAAACGUUUGGUACGGGACGAUGCCGAAUUGGAAUACGAGUUUGGUGACGGAUAUGAACGGAUCGGAUGGAACUGUGCUCAGAGGCUUUGGGGGUAAAAGUACAUUCAAUGGUGACAUUACGGAAUGGGACACGUCGCAAGUGACUGAUAUGAGGUAUAUGUUUCAGUCCGCUUCUGCGUUCAACCAAGACAUUUCCUCGUGGACCGGAUCCGCAGCGACGUCAGCGCAAACUGACAUGUUUCUCGACGCAACUGCGUUUCAAGCGAAAUUUAAGUGCACCAACGAAAUCACCGGUCCGGCGAAUUCGUGUGUAGGUCCCUCGCCAAUUCCGGAUACAAGCUGGCAUGCUUUCGUCGGGGAUUGUUUGAUUGAAUCUGACGCGAUUGGAGAGACUGGAGAAUGUAUAGUCUGGGCUCGAUCGCAAAACGUUUGGUACGGGACGAUGCCGAAUUGGGAUACGAGUUUGGUGGAAGAUAUGAGUGGAUAUGAUGAAGGAAAUUUUGCUUUUCAAGGCUUUGGCAAAAGUACAUUCAACGGCGAUAUUUCGAAGUGGAACACAGGAAAAGUGACAAAUAUGUUUUCUAUGUUUCGAGAUGCUUCUGCGUUCAACCAAGACAUUGGGAGUUGGAACACAGCGCGAGUGACUAAUAUGGGAUAUAUGUUUCUUUCCGCUUCUGCGUUCAACCAAGACAUUGGGAGUUGGACCACAGCGCAAGUGACUUCUAUGGGAAAUAUGUUUGCUUCCGCUUCUUCGUUCAACCGAGACAUUGGGAGUUGGAACACAGAGAAAGUAACUAAUAUGCAAUAUAUGUUUGGUUACGCUUCUGCGUUCAACCACGACAUUGGGAGUUGGAAUACAGAAAAAGUAACUACUAUGCAUAAAAUGUUUCUUUACGCUUAUGCGUUCAACCAAGACAUUGGGAGUUGGAACACAGCGCAAGUGACUGAUACGAGACAAAUGUUUGCUCAAGCUUAUGCGUUUCAAGCGAAAUUUAAGUGCACCAACGAAAUCACCGGUCCACUGAAUUCGUGUGUAGGUCCCUCGCCAAUUCCGGAUACAAGCUGGCAUGCUUUCGUCGGGGAUUGUUUGAUUGAAUCUGACGCGAUUGGAGAGACUGGAGAAUGUAUAGUCUGGGCUCGAUCGCAAAACGUUUGGUACGGGACGAUGCCGAAUUGGGAUACGAGUUUGGUGGAAGAUAUGAGUGGAUAUGAUGGAGGUUUUCAAGGCUUUGGUGAUAAAAGUACAUUCGAUGGCGAUAUUUCGAAGUGGGACACAGGAAAAGUGACUCGUAUGGAUGCUAUGUUUUAUAAAGCUCGUGCGUUCAACCGAGACAUUGGAAGUUGGAACACAGCGCAAGUGACUGAUAUGAGUAGAAUGUUUUAUGAAGCUUCUGCGUUCAAUCAAGGCAUUGGGAGUUGGAACACAGAAAAAGUGACUGAUAUGAGUAGAAUGUUUAAUUCCGCCCCUGCGUUCAACCAAGACAUUGGGAGUUGGAACACAGAAAAAGUUACUAAUAUGAGAGAUAUGUUUUAUUACGCUUCUGCGUUCAACCACGACAUUGGGGAGUGGAACACAGAAAAAGUGACUAAUAUGAUAGGUAUGUUUCAUACCGCUUCUUCGUUCAACCAAGACAUUGGGAGUUGGAACACAGAGAAAGUGACUACUAUGAUAUAUAUGUUUCAGGACGCUUCUGCGUUCAACCACGACAUUUCCUCGUGGACUGGAUCCGCAGCGACGUCGGCGCAAAGUUCUAUGUUUUCCGGCGCGACUGCGUUUCAAGCGAAAUUUAAGUGCACCAACGAAAUCACCGGUCCGGCGAAUUCGUGUGUAGGUCCCUCGCCAAUUCCGGAUACAAGCUGGCAUGCUUUCGUCGGGGAGUGUUUGAUGUGGGAUGCAUCUCCAGUGAUUGCGGAGACUGGAGAAUGUAUAGACUGGGCUCGAUCGAAAGACGUUUGGUACGGGACGAUGCCGAAUUGGGACGUGAGUUUGGUGGAGAAUAUGGUUGGAUGGAACUCCGUUGCUUUUCAAGGCUUUGGCGGUAAAAGUACAUUCAACGGCGAUAUUUCGAAGUGGAACACAGAAAAAGUGACUAAUAUGGAAUAUAUGUUUUUUAAAACUUCUGCGUUCAACCAAGACAUUGGGAGUUGGAACACAGCACAAGUGACUGAUAUGGAAUAUAUGUUUAAUUCCGCUUCUGCGUUCAACCACGACAUUGGGAGUUGGAACACAUCGCAAGUGACUGAUAUGGAAUAUAUGUUUCGUGUAGCUUCUGCGUUCAACCAAGACAUUGGGAGUUGGAACACAACGCAAGUGAAAACUAUGAGUAGAAUGUUUUGGUUCGCUUCUGCGUUCAACCAAGACAUUGGGAGUUGGAACACAGCACAAGUGACUGAUAUGCAAUUAAUGUUUAAUUCCGCUUCUGCGUUCAACCACGACAUUUCCUCGUGGACCGGAUCCGCAGCAACGUCAGAGCAAGCGAAUAUGUUUCUCGACGCAACUGCGUUUCGAGCGAAAUUUACGUGUACCAACGCCAACGCCGGUCCACCGAAUUCGUGUGUGCUUAAGUAG
Bathycoccus prasinos is the source of this 3711-nucleotide messenger RNA. RefSeq lists its product with no specific name. Bases 1 to 3711 code for a protein of 1236 amino acids. The transcript has a single exon. The record is from RefSeq and is a predicted model, not a curated record. NCBI's taxonomy places the organism in Eukaryota, Viridiplantae, Chlorophyta, Mamiellophyceae, Mamiellales, Bathycoccaceae.